This is a messenger RNA of Sesamum indicum (sesame), 994 nucleotides long. Its product is annotated as eukaryotic translation initiation factor 3 subunit K. Gene Ontology annotation, cellular component: eukaryotic translation initiation factor 3 complex; cytoplasm. Lineage: Eukaryota; Viridiplantae; Streptophyta; Magnoliopsida; Lamiales; Pedaliaceae. The record is from RefSeq and is a predicted model, not a curated record. Gene Ontology annotation, biological process: regulation of translational initiation. Gene Ontology annotation, molecular function: translation initiation factor activity; ribosome binding.
UACCCAAAAAAAAAGGCCCCACCUUGCAACUGUACUAAUCCUUUUAAGUUACCAAAUCAAAUUUCCCCAAUUCCUAAUUUAGGGUUAUACACAGAGAUGGGAAGAGAGAUGAGCAAUGCGGCGACGAAUCAGAACCAGCAGUCGUCGCUGUCGCACACGGUGGAGCAGCUAGUCGCUGUGAAUCCCUACAACCCCGACAUCCUGCCCGAUCUCGAAAACUACGUUAACGAGCAAGUGUCGUCGCAGACCUACAGUUUGAAUGCAAAUCUUUGCCUUGUGCGUCUUUACCAGUUUGAGCCGGAGAGAAUGAGCACCCAGAUUGUCGCCCGCAUUUUGAUCAAGGCUCUAAUGGCAAUGCCAGCACCUGAUUUCAGCCUUUGCCUCUUUUUAAUACCUGAAAGAGUACAAAUGGAGGAACAAUUUAAGACUCUCAUUGUUCUCUCGCACUACUUGGAGACUGCUAGAUUCCGUCAGUUUUGGGAUGAAGCUGCUAAGAGCCGCCACAUAUUAGAGGUUGUACCAGGUUUUGAACAAGCAAUUCAAGCAUAUGCCGUUCAUGUCCUUUCGCUAACAUACCAAAAAGUUCCGAGGUCCAUUCUUGCUGAGGCCAUCAAUAUUGAAGGCCCAUCUCUGGAUAAGUUCCUCGACCACCAAAUUGCCAACUCUGGUUGGGCUAUUGAGAAGAAUCAGGAGAGGGGCCAACUCAUCAUCCUCCCUCCUAAUGAAUUCAACCAUCCCGAGCUUAAGAAAAGCACAGCAGAUGGCAUUCAAUUGGAGCAUGUUGCUCGAAUCUUCCCCAUUCUUGGUUGACCUCUGCGAACAAUGGAACUUAGUUAAUAUUUUCACUUUCUUCUUCUCCUUUUUUUUUCCUCUAUGCGUGAUGAUAGGAUCAAUAUCCUAUUGAGUGUUAUGUUUCUGCUCCUCCCAACUACAUCUCUUUUGAGCAUGCCAUUAUUCAUUGGUGUGUGUGAUCGCCACUUAUGGGGCUUCAGAA